AUCGCCGUUGGUCAGGUGCAUCGUCCAACCCCGAGGAGACAAAUGUGUGGAUUGAGAAGACACCGUCGCACCAAGCCUUGCUGUUGCUUCGCUCUUGCCGUGCGAAGCUCAUCCAGAGGUUCGGUGGUAUCGAUCGUGCAUACAUCAGGUCUGUCCCGGCUCUGACCGGCAUGACCGCCGAAGUCUUCCGAGCGAGAACGCUAAGGCGCUCCGAGAAGGCGAAAGAGGAGACCCCACAUUUCGAACGCCCAGAGUUCAACGAGGCAUCCGAAGUGGGUAGGCUGCGCUUGAGAUAUGGCACUUGCGAGGCGCAUUCGCCAACUCGCAGAAAUGCCUUCAGCCCCUGUGUCGUUGAGGUGCUGGAUCGGGUGAGUUUCCGUGACUUCUUACUUGAGAACGGUGUUUCUGGCCGAGAGGACAGCCUGCAAGGAACAACGAAGUAUCCAGUCCACUUCCUGGGUGCGGGUGAGGGGCGCGGGCACCAUUCCACGAGCAAGGGCUGGACACCUUCUUGCCGUAUCGAUCAGGUGCCGCGGGUGCAGUUCUUCGUAGUUGUCUUGUGGCCCCCUGUGACCUCGGCACGCUGGCAGGUGACGCGGCCUGCCUUCUUCAAAUCGCUGGUCCUCGCCGAAGGCCUGCAAGCUGCAGAAGUCUUCCGUGAGGAGCUCAUGGAGAUGCUGGGUCACGAUGCCAACGGCGCAGCCCUGCCCGGUCUGCCCGCCCUUCCUGUCCAUGGUGUGAGGUUUGAACGAGUUCGGAGAGAGGCGGCGGCACUGACGGAGGACCUCUUGACGAACCUUUUUCAAGGGGUCGACCGAGCUGUGGCAGAGGCUCACGCACCUCAUGCUGCUUAUGCUCAGGCGAAAGCUUCACAUGUCAACGAGGGGCUGCCGGACAACCGCGCAUUCAACUUCCAGCUGCCGAACUUGCCGCAGGCCGAACCGUACAGCAAGCCUGGUGGCACUAGCCGGCACGUGGAUGCCACAGCACUCGGUGGUGUCACAUCCAAUCGUCGGAACAGCUUCGUGGCACGAGUCGCGCCAGCGGCAGUCGCCACGGCACGUGCGACAGAUUCCAAGUCUUCCAGCGGUCACAGAAGAGGCUCGCUGGCCCUGUCCGGCCUGCCCGGACUGAAUGCUGAUCUGGGCCGAUCGCGCAAUGAGCCGAGUGAAGCUGCCAGUCAAGGCACUUCCAGCUCUGGGUCGGCCUCCGAGACGGAGCUGGCGCCGAGACGGCCCUCCCAGCUCCUUCCGCCUGGCAACCAGAGGACGACCAGCAAGGCGAGCCAGGCGAGCCAGGCGAGCAGCCGGUCGAGGAGAAGCAGUUUAGCAACCUCGGAGUCAAGCAGGGAAGAAGUAAAGAGGUUCUCCUUGCUCGAAAAACGUCUACAUGUUGAAACGGAGAUGCAGUUCAAUGCAGCCCUCUUGAAAGUGUUUGACAACAUGGUGCUUGGCCCAGACAUCAACCCUUGGGAACCGAUGUCGCGAAACCACUUUAUGUAUGUCAUGAAGCCGAUGAAGAAGCUGAGCGAAGAGAAUCUGAAGGCCCUGUUCCUCCUGGAUGGCCAUCGCCAGUCCGAGGGGAAAGCAAUCCCUCAAGAGCUGGCCUUGCGAGCCUUGGCAGGUUUCGGGCAUGGGUGCCGAGAGCUCAAGGUGCAUCUUGGCUACAAGGUGGAAGAAGAGUCCAAGCUUCCGAAAGUGAAAGCUGCAGCCAAGCCGAAGGCGUCGGCGGAAGCAACGGGUCUGGUGGUUGCAGGUCCUUCGAACCUUCAAGCCUUAACAGAGGAUGGGAAAGAGCUUCCAUCCCUUGCUAUUGGCACCCGCCUUGCGGGCAAAGAGCUGUUUGCAAAGGCCGUCAGGAAGGUCGGGCUUACCACAAAGCUCAUGCCAAAGAAGGAGGCCGUAGCGUUACCAGCCUUGACAGUCGUUGGCAAAGAGGGCACUGAGGAGCGCGAGGCCUCUCCCUUGCAGUGGCGACCCGGACGAAAGGCUUCAAGCGUGCUGAGGCAAUCGUCCAGUCUCGGCGAGCUUGAUGGGAAGUUGAGUGGCAAGGUGGCUUGGACGAGCUACGCUUCGAGAGAUGAGGCUGACAUGAAAAAGACACCUACACUCCAUGCGCCUGAGCUGAGUGAACCGGACCUUAUCGAGCUGCAGUCGCUUGCGAAGCGCGAGUCGAGCAAGCUGGCCCAGAGGCUUUCGCUCUUCGAUGCAGACAAGCAGCAGAACGUUCUGAUAUGGUCACAGUUACGAUCGGCGUUUGCCACCCUGCUGAAGAAGGGCUCAGCCCUUCGAGCGUUUCAGCAAUUGGGAGGUGAUACCCUCGAGAGAGACCCUCUGCGGGAUGCACUCGUCCGCACGCUGAGUCUUCCAACUAUUGACGCAGAGCGGAUCGCCGAUGCCGUGCUGACGAUUGAAUCUGACGAUGCUUUAGGGAGGGAUGACUUCGUGAGAGUCUUGAAAUUUCUCCAGCCGGUGCGCUCGGUUUUGGAUUUCCGCACGCGCUUGGUUCAACGAUUUGGUACUGCCGAGGCUGGCUUGGAUGCUUUCGUGGAGUGCCUUGGAAAGGGUAGCUUGUCCAAAGAAAAGCUGGAGACUGUGGCGCUGGGACUCGGCAUGGGCCGUCAGGAUAUAGAGGCGGUUUUCAAGCAAGCAAGUGUGCUUGGUGGCGGAGGAGGAGUCACAAGCGUUGAGAUUCUGAGAGUAAGCCUACGCCACGCUCACAUUCUACAACAGCUUCACCUGCUUGAGCAGUAUUUGGGUGGGCCGUCAUCCUGUCAGGCAUGGCUCAACGACCGACAGAAUGCGCUGGCCGCGGAGGUGUUUGACCUGCUGCAGCCACUUGGUGUUUCCUCGAACUUCUGCCAGCAGCUUGUUGCCAUGCUUCGCGACCGCGCCUUGAAUUCCGUCAAGGCAGGGGAGUCUGCAGCCGACCUGAUCGAGGUCAUGCAGUGCCUAGCCGAGACGGAAACGGAAGCAGCACUGGAAGGCACAGGAAGAGAGGAGCUGGACCAAGCGGGCCUGGAAGCAGCCAAGGAGCUUAGAAGGUACAUCAACCAGAAUUUCGACGACUUUCGGCAGGCAUACCAGAUCUUUGAUACCAGGCUGUCGGAUGGAAUUGAUCUAUUGGAGUGGGAGGACCGAAGACAAGACUUCGGCUUUGCCGAUGCGGAGCGCUGGGCUCUGGUUUAUGGCAAGAUGGUCGGGUGGCACCACCCACGGUGGGACAAUAAGCAGUCUGAAGCAACAAAGGUUACAUUGGAAGCCUUCACGUCGCUACUCACUGAUGCAGCUCCUGUGAACAACCUUUAUUCUUUGCGCGCUCGAUGCCAGAAGGCCUUUGGCUCGCUCUCCAGAGCCUGGAGCGCCAUCGCAGAGGACCAAGAGGAGGUUACACUUUCAAAGUGGCAGCACAACCUGAUACGCUUGAACAUUGGCAGAAACGCCGUCCUGGCCCUUUCGAUGCAUUACAGAUGUUUCGCAACUCUCAUGGAGCAGUUGGGAAUCCGAGGUCCAGCCGAGGCCGAGACAGUUGAAGCGCAGAAGUCAGCACUUGCUACCCUCGUGAUUCCAAUCCUGCUCAAGUGUCGUGAACUGUCAGACAUCCACUAUACGGAAGAUUCCGUGAAGCAGGAAGCCAGGUUAUUCUUCAAUUACUUGGACGCAGACUCGGAGGGCUUUGUGUCGAUCGACGACCUUUUGGACGAAAUGACUGCAAUCCAGGCAGUGUACCUUCCUCUCGAGGCUUGGCGUAAUUCGUGCCUACGAGAUGUAGAAUGGUUGACUCAAAGGCCUUGGAUAUUACAGCUAAGCUUCAUUCACAGUUCCGUACAGGAGUCCGCGAAUCGCGCUGAACUUAGAUCCAAGGUUUGCAAGCUGAAACACAAGCAGCGAUGUGAAACCCAAGGAAUGGGAGCCUCUCAGAGCUCGCCCCCACUCCAAGCAGUGCCCUAA
Symbiodinium sp. CCMP2456 is the source of this 3950-nucleotide messenger RNA. NCBI's taxonomy places the organism in Eukaryota, Dinophyceae, Suessiales, Symbiodiniaceae. The record is from the annotation of a GenBank genome assembly.